CAGGCCCUGUCCAUCCCCAGAAAGAAGAGGAAAUGACUGAGUUCCAGGGAACAGUGACAUUCAGAGAUGUAGCUAUUGACUUCACCCAGGAAGAGUGGCAGCAAUUGGAUCCUGCUCAAAGGAACCUGUACCGGAAUGUGAUGCUAGAAAACUAUAACAACUUAAUCACAGUGGGCUGUCCAUUCACCAAACCUGAUGUGAUUUUCAAAUUGGAGCAAGAAGAAGAACCAUGGGUGGUGGAGGAAGAAAUGUUAAGGAGACACUGUCCAGGAGAAAUAUGGGGAAUUGAUGAGCAUCAGAAUAUCCAGGACAAACUUUUGACACAACUUGAAGAUAAGUUCGCAGAAGAAACAUUGACUGAAGAAAAAGUCAAUGAAUGUCAUAAGAAAUUUGCAAAUGCAUUUUAUCCAAACUCAGACUUUUUUCAUUCCAGUCACAAUCUCUAUGACUAUAACUUAUUUGGAAAAUGUUUAGAACAUAAUAAUUUUGACUGUCAUAAUGAUGAGAGAAUCCUUAUAAGAAAGGAAUACUGUGAAUAUAGUGAAUCUAUAAAGCCAUUUGGCAAUAGCUCAUCCCAUCUUGUAGUAACCCCCUUUAAGUGUAAUCAUUGUGGAAAAGGAUUCAGUCAAACCUUGGAUCUCAUCAGACACCUGAGAAUUCAUACUGGAGAGAAACCCUAUGAAUGUAAAAAAUGUAGAAAAGCCUUCAACCACAAGGAAAAACUCCUUAAACAUCAUAAAAUUCACAGUAGGGAGCAGUCUUAUGAAUGUAAUGAAUGUGGGAUUUUCAUUAAAAUGUCGAAUCUCAUUAGACCAAGAAUUCAUACUGGAGAGAAACCCUAUGUGUGUAAGGAAUGUGGGAAAUCCUUCAGCCAGAAAUCAAAUCUCAUUGAUCAUGAAAAAAUUCAUACUGGAGAGAAACCUUACGAAUGUAAUGAGUGUGGAAAAGCAUUCAGCCAGAAGCAAAGCCUCAUUGCACAUCAGAAAGUUCAUACUGGGGAGAAACCUUAUGCAUGUAAUGAAUGUGGUAAAGCCUUCCCUCGAAUUGCAUCCCUUGCUCUUCAUAUGAGAAGUCAUACAGGAGAAAAACCUUAUAAAUGUGAUAAAUGUGGAAAAGCCUUCUCUCAGUUUUCCAUGCUUAUUAUACAUGUGAGAAUUCAUACAGGUGAGAAACCCUAUGAAUGUAAUGAAUGUGGAAAAUCCUUCUCUCAAAGCUCAGCCCUUACUGUACAUAUGAGAAGUCAUACCGGUGAGAAACCCUAUGAAUGUAAGGAAUGUAGAAAGCCUUCAGCCACAAGAAAAAACUUCAUUACACACCAGAAGAUUCAUACUAGAGAGAAACCUUAUGAAUGUAAUGAAUGUGGGAAAGCAUUCAUUCAGAUGUCAAAUCUUGUUAGACACCAGAGAAUUCACACUGGAGAAAAACCCUAUAUAUGUAAGGAAUGUGGCAAAGCCUUUAGCCAGAAAUCAAAUCUCAUUGCUCAUGAAAAAAUUCAUUCUGGAGAGAAACCCUAUGAAUGUAAUGAAUGUGGUAAAGCUUUCAGCCAAAAGCAAAACUUUAUUACACAUCAGAAAGUUCACACUGGAGAGAAACCUUAUGAUUGUAAUAAAUGUGGUAAAGCCUUCUCUCAAAUUGCAUCCCUUACUCUUCAUCUGAGAAGUCACACAGGGGAAAAGCCUUAUGAAUGUGAUAAAUGUGGAAAAGCCUUUUCUCAGUGCUCAUUGCUUAAUUUACAUAUGAGAAGUCAUACAGGUGAGAAGCCGUAUGUGUGUAAUGAAUGUGGAAAAGCUUUCUCUCAAAGAACUUCCCUUAUUGUGCACAUGAGAGGUCAUACAGGUGAGAAACCCUAUGAAUGUAAUAAAUGUGGAAAAGCUUUCUCCCAAAGCUCAUCCCUUACUAUACAUAUACGAGGUCAUACAGGUGAGAAACCCUUUGACUGUAGUAAAUGUGGAAAAGCCUUCUCUCAAAUCUCAUCUCUUACACUUCAUAUGAGAAAACAUACAGGCGAGAAGCCUUAUCAUUGUAAUGAGUGUGGUAAGGCUUUCACAAAGUCACACCUUGUUAGACACCAGAGAAUUCAUACUCAUUAGAAGUAGAAACCCUGUGAAUAUGGAAAAGCCAUCAGAAGGAACUAGCACCUCCUUGCACAUUACAUAAUCAGUUCUACAGCAGAAAACUAUGAAUGUAGGGAAGAUUUUUGAAGAAGUCACACAUUUGUGAAACAUGAUAAUUCUUUCCAAGAUUAAAUUGUAUAAUGAAAAAGUUGAUCAUCAAAAACCUUCAGCAGACAUUUUAUCUAUUGAUAAUAUUUGUCAUUCCCAUUAAAAACUGAACGAUAUCUGCUGUUCAGCUUAUCAACAUGAUACUUGAGCUCUCAGCCUAUCAGCAUGAUACUUGAGCUCCAGCCAGUGCAUUAGCAAGAAAAGAUUGGAAAAAAGAGAAACUAUAAAAAUAACCUUUUAUAUGAGAAAUAGUUAAUUAGAAAGUGUGUUGAUAUAAAAUAUCUAAGAAGAAGCACAACAAUGAGUUACGAUACAUAUAUAUGUAUAAAGUUAUAAAACAUUUUGAAGGGCACAAAAGAACACCGUUAAAAUUUAGAAAAAUAACACUGUCUGGAAAGAUUUGACAUUGUAAAAAAAUAUAAAUUCUUUCACAAAUCUCUAAUUUUAUAAAGUACUUCCACUCAAAGUUUUCACCAGUUAGUUGUACUUUAGAAUUUUACAAAAUGAUUCAAAAUUUUGCAUUGGAAUGUAAAGGACUACAAAUAGCUCAAGAAAUGUGAAAAACAAAAGAAAAGGUAGUCUACUAGAUACCAUCACAUACUUUACAGGUGUCAUUUAAACCAUGUGUUCUUGAUGAGUAAAUAAAUCAGUGGAAACAAUUGAGGAUUGGAGGAAGGAGAUGUGGGAAUUUUGUAUGUGAUAAUGCUACGGAAAUAAUUGGAGAAAGGAAGACCUAUUCAAUAAAUGGAAAAUUUAUUUUAACGAAAAUUGUUAGCUCUCUAGUUUAUGCCAUAUAUAAAAAUAAAAUCCAAAUAGAUUGAAAAACAGAAUAUAAAAAGCAAAAUUCUUAAACUAUGAUGAAAAUAAAAUGUCACUUUAGAGUAACGGGAUUUCUUUAAAACACAUACAUAUGGGACAAUCAAUUCUAUUUUGGUGUAUUGUCUUCAGAGCACACACAUAUGUGCACAAAGAUAUAUAUGUUCACUGCAUCAUGGCUUGUAUUACUCUAAAUUGGAUAUAACAAAUUUCUAUUAGUAGAGAGAUAGAUCAAUAUGAUGUGGUUAUUUCUGUGAUAGAAUACAGUAUUUAGUGAAUACAAAUUUUACAUAGUUACAUGGAUAGAUCACAAUAUAUAAUACUAAGUAAAAAGCAAAAUGUACAAUAAAACAUGACAUACUGUUUGUAUAAAUUUAAUAAAAUAACGCAAAGAACAGUAAUGUGUGUUGACCAUGGAUCCAUAUAUGACUAUGGAUCCCACUUUUAGGAAGUGGAAAAGGUUUAGAGGGAAUUAUAUUUAUCUGUAAUAUUUCUUAUAGUGAAAGCAAAUAUGACAGUGAUAACAAAUUUGGUUGUCAAAUUGUUGCUUUUUUUGUAUUCUUUCUACCUGUAUUACCUAUUUCUCUAAAAAGAAUCAAUGGGUGCAGGAAACAACGACCUAUAGAAACAAUUUUUAAAAGGAUUCUUAUUUUUGAUCAGGUACUAACAUUUAGAGAAAGUUUUCUUUGCUAAUACACAAACCAAACCUGAAUUAAGAUAAUACUUUGCUUACUGUGUCCUCAUAAUAUUAAUCGGGGUAAUAAAAAUCAGAAUAUCAUAUUCGUUUGAGGCCAGCUUUUUAAAAUUUUAAUUUUUAUUAAAAACACAAGUUCUUCCUUAGUUGAAAGUAGUAAAGAAAUGAAAUAUUCAAUUUUGGGGAUAAUUGACUCUCCAUUUGGUGGAGGGAAAUCAGCUGCAUUUGGGUUGGUUUCAGAUUGAGGAAAAGAGACCAUUCAUGCAUACUAUAAAAUGUGAUUAAUGUCCUAAUAUGUCAGACCAAGGAUAGUUACCUGAAUCAGAGCAGAAGCAAUUUCAAUGUAUAAAUAUCUCAGCAAAGAUUUCUUUGGUUUCUGGAUCCUUCAAUGGGGAUACAGAUGCUGGUGAUUUUAUAUGUGCCAGGUAAGGGCCCAGUGGAUGUGAAAGGUCAUUUAUUCCUGUACCAUAGCUGUUUUAUAUUGAGGCCUUUCAAAUAUUUUUAGUACUCAAAGUUUCCUUUUCUGUGGAUAGCCCAUUCACAUAUUUUGUCUAUUUUCUUCUACUGGGACUUUCAAAAAUGUUUUUAUUUAGAAAUAAUUAUAGAUUUAUAGGAAGUUGCAGAAAAUAAUAUCCUAUAGUACUAUUUAAUUUGUGUACCCUAUAUCCAGUUUCCCCUAAUGGUAACAUGUUGUUGCAUAACUAUAGUAUCAAAUGUGACACGUACAAUCCACAGACCUAAUCAUAUGCGUAUUUCACCAGUUUACAUGCACUUUGUGUAUGUGUGCCCAUGUAGUUCUAUACAAUUUUAUCUUGUGUAAAUUUGUGUAACUACCACCACAAUCAAGAUACAGAACUUCCAACACCACAAAGAUCCCUUGUUCUAUCCCUUUGUAGUUACACCAUUCUUUCCUCUCCCCGCUCCUAUUUCUAAACCCUGGCAACCGCCAAUCUAUUCUCUAUAAUUUGUAAUAUCAAGAGUUCUAUAAAUGGGAUCAUACACUAUAUAACCUUUUGAGAUUGGCUUUUUUUUCACAUUUGGAUUGUUUUCAA
Messenger RNA from Rhinolophus ferrumequinum (greater horseshoe bat), 4784 nucleotides. Its product is annotated as zinc finger protein 569-like. Gene Ontology annotation, molecular function: RNA polymerase II cis-regulatory region sequence-specific DNA binding; DNA-binding transcription factor activity, RNA polymerase II-specific. NCBI's taxonomy places the organism in Eukaryota, Metazoa, Chordata, Mammalia, Chiroptera, Rhinolophidae. The record is from RefSeq and is a predicted model, not a curated record. Gene Ontology annotation, biological process: regulation of DNA-templated transcription.